AUGUAUAAUUUUCAAAAUGAAUCACUAUUGGUUUCUGGUCUAUAAAAUAUUGAAUCUUAAGUGUAGAAUAAAGUUAUAAGUUAAAUUUAUGUAUUUAAGAAUUUAAUAUUUAGAAAAUGCGAUAAUUAACUAUGAUUGACUCUCAAGUUUAAAAUGAAAGUUUUAAUCAAGAUGAGAUUGAUCCUAGAAUUAAAAACAAAUAUGUUGAUUUAAGAAAUAAAAUACAAUUUGAAAAUAAAGAAGAUGAAGUAGAAUUUUUAAAUAUUAUAAUUUAAUGGAAUUAAUGUUUGGAAUAAAAUAAGAGAUUAAAUUAAUAGGUUAUGGAUAAGGAAACUUAACUAAUUUAAUAUCAAUAAUAAAUAGAAUUUCCAGUUUCAAAGAUUCAUGAAAUAGAUUAUGAAGAGAAUUAAUAAAUAUCUUAACUCUCAUUAUUAAUUUCAUAAGAUUAGAGAAUUGAGAAUUAAAUAUAGGAAGUAAUAAAAAUUGAUAAAUCCACUUAAACAGAUAAAUUUGAUAAUAGAGAUGAUAAAAAUGAAUAAACAGAUUUAAAAGAUUUAGAUAAAGAGGAUAAUUAAAAUAUGAUUGAAUUUUUCAAUUCUAGUUUUUAUAAAGAUUUACAAAAUAAACAAUUUUUAGUAAAUGCUUAAUUGAUAGUAUAUAUAUAUCUAAAUUAUUUAUUUAGUCUUUGAUAUAGACUAUGUUUUUGAUGCAUAAUGAAAGAAAGAUAGAAAUAAAUGAUGUUAUUUAAUAAUAAAUAGAUAAUUUGAUAAAGAGAAUGAAAUAGAAAGAUUAGAUUAGUUAUAAUACAAUAAUUAUGAUGAAAGAGAGUGUAGAAGUGUGA
Messenger RNA from Paramecium sonneborni, 841 nucleotides. NCBI's taxonomy places the organism in Eukaryota, Ciliophora, Oligohymenophorea, Peniculida, Parameciidae. The record is from the annotation of a GenBank genome assembly.